Molecule: messenger RNA, 687 nt
Organism: Spodoptera littoralis (African cotton leafworm)
Lineage: Eukaryota; Metazoa; Arthropoda; Insecta; Lepidoptera; Noctuidae
Source: the annotation of a GenBank genome assembly
AUGCAGUUCAAAAAAGUCACUCAUGUAUUGUUCGAUUUAGACGGAUUACUACUGGAUUCUGAAAUAUUAUACACUGAAGCCUUUACUAAUGUUUGUGCUAAAUAUGGAAAAACCUUUACCUGGGAAAUCAAAGCUAGCCUCUUGGGAUUCCAAGGUCAUGAAUGUGCUGAAAAAAUAAUUAAGACAUUGGACCUACCGAUUACCAAGGAGGAGUUUAUGAAGCAGAGUUUCCAAUAUUAUGAGGUACUGUUCCCUAAAGUGCAGCUUAUGCCAGGAGCUCAAAAGUUAGUAGAACACUUGCAUCGGAAAGGAGUUCCAAUAGCUCUGGCCACUAGCUCCAGCAAGGACAGUGUGGAUAUGAAGAUGCAGAACCACCAGGAGUUCUUGAGUCUUUUCCAACACCUCACUAUGGGAUCCACAGAUCCAGAGGUCACUAAGGGCAAGCCAGACCCUGCCAUAUUCCUAGUCUGUGCAUCUCGAUUUCCUGAUAAGCCAAAACCAGAAGAUUGCCUUGUGUUUGAAGAUGCCGUAAACGGCAUAAAAGCUGCUAAUGCUGCCAACAUGCAAGUGGUAGCCGUGCCUGAUCCUCGCAUUGAGGCUGAACAACUGCAGACUGCUACAUUGGUUCUGAAGUCUUUGGAGGACUUCAAACCUGAGUUAUUUGGUCUUCCAGCUUACGAUAAUUAG